CUCACUACUCUCCUCCCACCUUCCCUUUCUUCAGCCUUUGAAAGGGGGGAAUUUAUUCCUGCAGCCAGCCCUCCUUAUACCCAGAGUAGACCCUGCAGGAUCCAGAGAAAGGAAGAUAUAGGAACAAGAGGAGACAAAACCCCACUCUAAUCCUCCAUGCAUCUCCCCCUCCCCCAUGCACACAGUUCAAAAUGACUCAAAUCCUUUUAAAAAUAGCAAAAAAAGCAAAAUCCCACUCUUUCUUGUAUAUUGGAUUUCUAAAAAUAUGGCAAAACUUCUUAUCCUAAACUUUCUCCCUUUCCCCUAACAAAAGCAUCAAAACAAACCAACAAAGAAACUGCACUACAACCUGCAAUUUGAACCAAAAUAUUAGCCUUUUAUUGCAAAAGAAAAUCGCUUUAAAAAGACAAAACACAACAUGCUUUUUCGAGAAUUCCCCGCUGCCUUGUACAUAAGGAUGCUGUUCACCUUAUGGGAUUUCUGGAUCAUUUCUGCAUUAAGUCUGGACCCCAUCUAUUGGAAUAGCUCGAACAAAAGGUUCCAGGACUCAGAGGGCUAUGUGUUGUUUCCCCAGAUUGGUGACCGCCUGGACUUGCUGUGUCCUCGCUCAGAGCCCCGUGGCCCUUUUUCCUCUUCUACCUAUGAGUAUUAUAAGCUUUACCUGGUGGGUACAGAGGAAGAAGUCGUAACCUGCUCUAUUCUGAGAACACCUAAUCUUCUUCUGACCUGUGACCGGCCGGGGCAGGACCUUCGUUUCACCAUAAAGUUUCAGGAGUACAGUCCCAAUCUGUGGGGACAUGAGUUCAAGUCUCAGCGGGACUACUAUAUAGUCGCCACCUCAGAUGGGACCCUGGAAGGAUUGGAGAACCUUAAAGGAGGCGUUUGCGAAACAAAAGGGAUGAAGGUCACCUUAAAAGUUGGUCAAAAUCCUGAUGGGUCACCUCCUCGAAGACCAUCUUUAUCAGGGAAGGAUUCAGGGAUACCUCCAUCUGUGCCAAACAUUGACACGUCAAAUCUUGGAGGAGACUUGUCUGGCAAUGCUACGAAGACCGGUGAGAAUGGUCCCCUUCCAACUUCCCACGUGCCACUGGUUGCUGGGGCAGCAGGUGGUGCCGCCUUCCUCUUGAUAGUUUUUGGGGUAGUUGGUUGGGCCUGUCACCGACGCAGACAAGCCAAGCACAGCGACACUCGACACCCGCCACUCUCUUUAAGCUCCAUUACAACACCCAAGAGAGGUGGAGGCAACAACAAUGGGCAUGAACCCAGCGACAUUAUAAUGCCACUGCGGCCAUCAGAGGGAGGAGCCUUCUGUCCUCACUAUGAGAAGGUCAGCGGGGACUAUGGACACCCAGUAUAUAUUGUUCAAGACAUGGCCAGCCAAAGUCCAGCAAAUAUCUACUAUAAAGUAUGAAAGAGCUGCCAUCUUUUUUUCCUGUGUAGCUUUUAUUUUCAGAGGGGGCUUACUGUAGGAUGUUUAUGGGUUGGGGAGAAGGACAUUUAAGCCGGGAUAUGAAAAGUUAGCUUACCAGGACCCCAGUAUUUGGUGGCAGAAUCCAGAUUUUUUUUUGGCUAAUCCACAAAUUAUUUUUCAAAGUCCUGGUUCCAAGAUCACUGAUGCAGCUUUUUCUGUGUCCUGGAUAGGGGAGAACUCAACAUUGUGGUUAUUCAGGGUUUGUCAAUAUGGAAAGGUGAAAGGUCAUGUCAAGAGUAUAGCCUUGGGUUACAAGUUACUAUUCUGUUGUGGUCAUAGCUCAUUGUUGAAAUGUCAGGACUUAAUUGAAGUAAUUUGGAGGUUAGACAGUUGUUGGCCUCUAAAAUGAUGUGUUGAAUCCACCACUCUGUUAUUGGUAAAUGUGAUGUUUGGGUAGAUCAUUGUGGUCUUUGUGCCAGGUAGAUGAAGAAAAGGAUAUGUCUAAAUGUCAGAGGGAUUUUUCCUUUCCCUUUCUGAUAAUGGAAAAUAUUGUGUUUGUAACCUGAUAGCACAGUACUCUCACCAGCGACAUUAUGUGGCAUAUAGAAGAGGGGUCAAAGUUCAGCUGCCAUAGAACAACUUGGGUUUUCAAAAUAGUCACCCUGUACACGCUCUAUUUCUAUUGCUAACCCAACGCCUUAAAUUGUGGCCUAUGCCAUCUCUGACCCCUCUUCCUUUUUAAAGCUUGCACAAAGUGUAUAGUUCAAUGUCUUAAAAGUGAGUCUCCCUCAAGUUCUCAUUAGAAAAAUGAAUCUCCAUGUUUAGACUCCUUGUGCCUUUUAAAUACUGUCAAAAAAGCGUCCUUGUGAUUAACCCUUUUUCCCCUCAGGAAGACUUGAAAUCCUCCCACAAUGAAUUGCAAAAUCCUUUUAUAAUUUUAUUGUUUUGGGCUUUUAUUUUUCUGACAAGUAAAUUCACAAAUAAUGUAACAUUAGGGGGUGAGAGAAAAAUCAGUAGCAGCCAGGUAUUCACUCCCACUGUGUCCUCGCGCUGGGACAUGUUGAAAUAUGGCACCUCGGCCAGGGGCACGGGAGAGGAAAGCUAGGGAGGGAGGUAGGGAAAACGGAACGUAAUUAAGCUAGGCCCUGUAUCCAUAGUAACGUAUUGGGCCUACCCGGUCCUCAGUAUCUCUCCCCCUUCUACUCCUCCUUAUGUCUGCUUCUUUUUCUCCUCACUAUGGCAUUAAAGUGUCGGUCGCCAGGGAGACAGGGAGCGAAAACGAGUGAUAAAAAAGGGGGAGAAGUAGUUUUACGGCUCAGUGUUAGAGAGAUAUUUGAAGAUGUCAGCCUCAUGAGUAAAUACACUUGAUAAAAGAUGGGCCACGCUGGGCGGGGGGUCCAUUUUUAGUCUUGACGACGGUCUCCCCCCACCCUUUCCAAAUCAAAUCACUGCCUGUGAAAAUUAACCACACCACAGCUCCCACGACAGCCUGAUAACUAAGAGCUCAAUCAUGGAAACAUAUUCAAAAUAAAAAAAAAUUGAAUAAAUAAAUCUUCAUUUAUUGAAUUUUUAAAUAGAAUUCAUUUCUUAGUAUUGUGUUGAAGGGGCACAGUCUAGUCUACUUAAGGUUUGCUAUGUACAUCUUGUUACCUAGGUAACCAAUAUUGCCAUGCUCACAUCAAUUCUAAAUUAUUUUUUUCUGCAUUAAAAAACGUAAGUAGUAACUCUAGCCUCAUGUUAUAAAAACAAGGACGUAUUCCCUUAGGGUAAAGUGUAAAAUACUGCGAUGCCGUACCUCCAAAAUAUGUUUUUGGUUUUUUAGUUUAUUUGAUUAUACCUAUUUUUUUAAUCUCAUUACCCUUGUAUGCACUUAGCUGAAUAUCUCUUGAGGUAAUUUAAUGUAGUAUUAAAAUUCUUGACCCGACUUCAAAUGAAUUUGUGAUUUACCUUCCCCUCCAUGAUUUUUUUUGUUUUUGGCAUUGUAUUAUAAAUAAAUAUUUCCUAUGAAAGUAGAAUCCAUAUAAAUAAAAUGUUCCUUUGAGUGUGACAUUUAAAUCAUAAAUAUUGUAACGCUUUAAACAUACUGCAUUUCCAAAGCUACAACUCAUUGCUGAGUUUUUUUUUUGUUUGUUUGUUUUUUUUAUUAUCGGGUUAGUUUACUCAAGUCGGUACAAUGUACAAGGCAAACUGAAUUUACAUUUAUAAACUGAAUAAAUUAAUCACUCUC
Messenger RNA from Bombina bombina (fire-bellied toad), 3638 nucleotides. It is a transcript of the gene EFNB3, whose product is annotated as ephrin B3. The record is from RefSeq and is a predicted model, not a curated record. Gene Ontology annotation, biological process: axon guidance; ephrin receptor signaling pathway. Gene Ontology annotation, molecular function: ephrin receptor binding. Bases 419 to 1411 code for a protein of 330 amino acids. The transcript is spliced from 5 exons. NCBI's taxonomy places the organism in Eukaryota, Metazoa, Chordata, Amphibia, Anura, Bombinatoridae. Gene Ontology annotation, cellular component: plasma membrane.